This is a messenger RNA of Arvicola amphibius (Eurasian water vole), 892 nucleotides long. RefSeq names its product centromere protein K (gene Cenpk). Bases 77 to 892 code for a protein of 271 amino acids. Gene Ontology annotation, biological process: kinetochore assembly; mitotic sister chromatid segregation. NCBI's taxonomy places the organism in Eukaryota, Metazoa, Chordata, Mammalia, Rodentia, Cricetidae. Gene Ontology annotation, cellular component: nucleus. The transcript has 10 exons. The record is from RefSeq and is a predicted model, not a curated record.
CGGGAGCGCUGAGGAGGCCUGAGUGCUGAGGGGAGUUGAGAUUGGUUCUGGCUGGGUGAAGAAAAUUAUAAAGGAUAUGUCAGAGAAUCAACCAGAACUAGAUCCAGAUAUUACUACAGAUAUGGAAGUUGUUAUAGAUACUGAGGAAGAACUUAUUAAACAGUGUGAAAAAAUGUGGGAAGACAUGGAAGAUUGUCAGAAUAAAUUGUCACUCAUUGGAACCGAGACACUCACUAGCUCAAAUGCUCAGCUCUCAUUACUUGCUAUGCAAAUGAAAUGUUUGACUGCUGAACUUGAUCAUUGGAACAAAAGAACACCCGAAAUAACUCCCCUGACUGAAGAUGUUUUGGUAACAUUAGGAAAAGAAGAGUUCCAAAAAUUGAAAUGUAAUCUUGAAAUGGUAGUAUCUACUAUUCAGUCAAAGAAUGAAAAGUUAAAGGAAGACUUAGAAAGGGAGCAACAGUGGUUGGAUGAACAACAACAGAUUCUGGAAUCUCUUAAUGUAUUGCACAGUGAAUUGAAAAACCGCGUUGUGACAUUUUCUGUAUCAAGAAUCUUUAAAGAGCUGAAAGCUAAGAUGCUUAGUAUAAAAGAUUUUAAGGAGAAACUUCUGUUUACCUUGGGCGAGUUUUUAGAAGAUCAUUUUCCUCUGCCUGAUGGGAAUAGUAAAAAGAAAAAGAAAUACAUACAAACAUCAAAUGCACAACUGAUAACACUGCAUGAAAUAAUAGAGAUGCUUAUAAAUAGAAUGUUUGAUGCUCCACAUGAUCCAUAUGUUAAAAUUAAUGAUUCAUUUUGGCCACCAUAUAUUGAGCUGCUUCUGCGUAAUGGAAUUGCUUUGAGACAUCCAGAAGAUCCAACACAUAUAAGAUUAGAAGCCUUCCAUCAGUAA